This is a messenger RNA of Syngnathus acus (greater pipefish), 5294 nucleotides long. It is a transcript of the gene trpc5a, whose product is annotated as transient receptor potential cation channel, subfamily C, member 5a. Gene Ontology annotation, biological process: calcium ion transmembrane transport; regulation of cytosolic calcium ion concentration; manganese ion transport. Bases 602 to 3778 code for a protein of 1058 amino acids. Lineage: Eukaryota; Metazoa; Chordata; Actinopteri; Syngnathiformes; Syngnathidae. Gene Ontology annotation, molecular function: protein binding; inositol 1,4,5 trisphosphate binding; store-operated calcium channel activity. The record is from RefSeq and is a predicted model, not a curated record. The transcript has 17 exons. Gene Ontology annotation, cellular component: cation channel complex; membrane.
CAUCGCUACCAGGCGCAGUAGAGGCAGCAGCAGCAGCGGCGGCGGGAGCAGCAGCAGCGGUGGCGGCAGCGGCGGCAGCAGCACAGACGUUCUCUUUGGAAUAGCGGGAAUGGGCCGUCAUCACCUGUAGCUGCUGCACGCCGCUUCCCGACACACGCAUGCGCGCACCGACGCUUCCCCUGCCCCAACGCACAGAAAGGAUGGCACGCGCCGAGCGACAGACGCGGCUGCGGCCGAGUCCCCAGCACCGAGAACCGCUCCGUCCCCGUCCAGGCGGCGCGGCCCGGACGAGCUGAUCCCGCGGAAAGCAAGAGGAAAGGGGCGUGGGGGAGGAGCGGGGCGGCGGUGUGUGUGUGUGCGUGCGUGUGUGUGCGUGCGUUAGGAGCUCCCGCGGGAAGGAGAGACGUACGGACAGACAGAGACACUCUGGGGAAGGAAGCUAAGCGACGCACGUCAGGCGCAAGGUACCAGAAGGGACUCAUUUGGAGGAUAUUUACAUGCCUCUCGCCAACAGCACGAGGGACUCGCUGGGCACCGACGUCGCCGAGCGUGUGUGGGGAGUCACCGGUUCGGUGUCUUGUCUCCCCGCCAGAUCGUCCAAAUGAAUCCCAUGACUCAGCUCUACUACAAGAAGGCGACGUACUCGCCGUACCGCGACCGCAUCCCGCUGCAGAUCGUGCGGGCCGAGGUGGAGCUGUCGGCAGAGGAACGCGCCUACCUGACGGCGGUGGAGAAGGGCGACUACGCCGGCGUCAAACACGCGCUCCGUGAGGCCGAAGUCUACUACAACAUGGACGUCAACUGUCUGGACCCACUGGGCCGCAGCGCACUGCUCAUCGCCAUCGAGAAUGAGAACCUGGAGAUCAUGGAGCUGCUCCUGGACCACGGCAUCCACACCGGCGAUGCCCUGCUCUACGCCAUCCGCAAGGAGGUGGUGGGCGCCGUGGAGCUGCUGCUGUCGCACCGCCGGCCCAGCGGCGAGAAACAGGUUCCCUCGCUGAUGAUGGACAGCCAGUUUUCGGAGUUCACCCCCGACAUCACUCCCAUCAUGUUGGCCGCGCACACCAACAACUACGAGAUCAUCAAGCUGCUGGUGCAGAGGAAGGUGACCAUUCCCAGGCCGCACCAGAUCCGAUGCGACUGCGUGGAGUGCGUCUCCAGUUCGGAGGUGGACAGCCUGCGGCACUCGCGCUCUCGACUCAACAUCUACAAGGCCUUGGCGUCGCCGUCGCUCAUUGCGCUGUCCAGCGAGGACCCCAUCCUGACCGCCUUCCGACUGGGCUGGGAACUUAAGGAACUCAGCAAGGUGGAGAACGAGUUCCGCCAGGAGUACGAGGAGCUGUCGCAACAGUGCAAGCGUUUUGCCAAAGACCUUCUGGACCAGGCCAGGAGUUCCAGAGAGCUGGAGACCAUCUUGAACCACCGGGACAGCGACCAGAGCGAGGAGCUGGACCCCCGACAGUGCCACGACCUGGCCAAGCUCAAGCUGGCCAUCAAAUACCACCAAAAGGAGUUUGUGGCGCAACCCAACUGCCAGCAGCUGUUGGCGACACUGUGGUACGACGGCUUCCCGGGCUGGAGGCGGCGCCACUGGGCGGUCAAGCUGGUCACCUGCUUCAUCAUCGGACUCCUGUUUCCCGUCUUCUCGUUGAUCUACCUGUUGGCUCCCAAAGGCGCGCUGGGGCGCUUCAUCAAGAAGCCCUUCAUCAAGUUCAUCUGUCACACGGCGUCCUACCUGACCUUCCUCUUCCUGCUCCUGCUGGCCUCGCAGCACAUCGCCCGCACCAACCUGCACAUGCAGGGCCCGCCGCCCACCGUGGUGGAGUGGAUGAUUCUGCCGUGGGUGCUGGGAUUCAUCUGGGCAGAGAUCAAAGAGAUGUGGGACGGAGGCUUCACAGAGUACAUCCACGACUGGUGGAACCUGAUGGACUUUGCCAUGAACUCCCUCUACCUGGCCACCAUCUCACUGAAGAUCGUGGCCUACGUCAAGUACAACUCAUCUCGGCCCCGGGAGGAGUGGGAGAUGUGGCACCCGACGCUCAUCGCAGAGGCUCUGUUCGCCAUCGCCAACAUCUUCAGCUCGCUGCGACUCAUCUCGCUCUUCACCGCCAACUCGCACCUCGGGCCCCUGCAGAUCUCCCUGGGCAGGAUGCUGCUGGACAUCCUCAAGUUCCUCUUCAUCUACUGCCUGGUGCUGCUCGCCUUCGCCAACGGCCUGAACCAGCUCUACUUCUACUACGAGACCACGGCCUCGGAAGAGCCCAACAACUGCAAGGGCAUCCGCUGCGAGCGUCAGAACAACGCCUUCUCCACGCUCUUUGAGACUCUGCAGUCGCUCUUCUGGUCAAUAUUUGGUCUGCUCAACCUCUACGUCACCAACGUGAAAGCCCGCCACGAGUUCACUGAGUUUGUGGGCGCCACCAUGUUUGGGACGUACAACGUGAUCUCGCUGGUGGUUCUCCUCAACAUGCUCAUCGCCAUGAUGAACAACUCGUACCAGCUCAUCGCCGACCACGCUGACAUUGAGUGGAAGUUUGCUCGCACAAAGCUGUGGAUGAGCUACUUUGACGAAGGAGGAACGCUGCCGCCCCCGUUCAACAUCGUUCCCAGCCCCAAGUCCGUCUGGUACCUGCUCAUGUGGCUCCACAACAAGCUGUGCGGCCGAGGCCGGCCGCCCGGGGAUGACCCACACAAGUGCGAGAACCUGCGAGAGUUCACGGAGCGUCACGCCGACAGUCUGAUACAGAACCAGCAUUACCAGGAGGUGAUCCGAAACCUGGUGAAGAGAUACGUGGCUGCCAUGAUCCGCAGCGCCAAGACGGACGAGGGCCUGACGGAGGAGAACUUCAAGGAGCUCAAGCAGGACAUCUCCAGUUUCCGUUACGAGGUCCUGGAUCUCCUGGGCAACCGGCGUCCUCCUCGCCGACACUACUCCUCCUCCAGCGACAUGGCACGAGACGACGGCGGCGACGUGGCCUCGGAGGACGACAGCGAGCCGGGCGACCGGAGGGCAAAGGGCGUCAGCUUCACCGUGCCGCUGGAGGAGGAGGACGAUUGCCGGCCGGCGCCCGCGCUCGGCGUCUCCGCCUUGGUACGCUCCAUUUCCGGGAUGAACCGGGUGGGGGAGGGGGCGUUGGAGGAGGGCCUGGCGGAGGAGGGGGAAGAGAAACCCAAGAGCAACGGGCUGAAGACCGCGGCGCUCCCGCCUUCCGGCACCCUAGCGUCGCCGUGGUUCUCGUCCUCGCUCUCCACCUCGCUGGCUCGCACCAAGAGCCGGCUGCAGCGUCUGCCAGUGGCGGCCAAGACGGACUCCUUCAAACGCCUCUCGGUGCUCUUCUCCCGCUCCAAGCGCUCGGCCCUGCCCCUGCGCUCGCUGCCCCUGCGCUCGCCGCCCUCCUACACCAUCUCCGACGGGCUGCUCCUCCCGCGGGGGGGCCGCUCCGACUCGGGACCGGAGCGCGUGAGCGAGACCCGUCUGAACCGGGUGGGCCGAACAAACGGACGCGACGCGCUCCUGACGCUGCCCCCGCCUCCGCCUUGUCCCUGCCAGUCGCUGCACUGCGCGUCCAACAUGUCCGAGUCCAGCUCGCGUCUUUUGGACUCCAGCGAGGACAUUUUCCAAGGUGGCGGCGGCGGCGGCGGCGGAGUGGAGGCGGCGGGCGACGGGGGUGACAGCGGAGGGCUGAUGAUGAUGAUGGGCGGCUGGGUGGGACCCUGCGACGACGUCGCGGAGGACGGCCGCGAGGUCGCGGAGGACUCGGUCAGCACGCAGCUCUAGAACCGGGACGGACGGGGCUUUCGUUUCUUUUCCGCUCUGACGGCCGAGGCUGGAUUGGCGAGUGCCCGCUUCCCGUUUGGCAGUGAUCAGCGCGAAGUUGAGCGAGGCGCCCGCGCACACGUCAGACGCGCACGCAGCGCGCUGCUUUUUCCCUCGUCUGCCUGCGGCGGGUGUUUUGCCGACGCCUUUCUCUGCGUACUUUGACGAUAGCCGAUCCUAUCUUUUGCUGCCACGGACAGAUGUCACGCAAGUCUGAGCGACUCCAAUAUGGGAAUCCACGCAAUUUGCGCUUUUCUUUUGUUUUCUCUGAAGUCCAAACGGUCGCCGCGUUUGCGUCGCUCGGGCCUUUGCGAGAAGCCGUGGUUUUGCCCCGGUUUGUGCGUUUGUCGUCCGUCUCGGGUAGUCCCGAAAAAGUCCAGACGUCCCGCGUUGGAGCUCCGCGGAGCGUGCAUGUUUCACCGACGCUCGCGAGGUCGCUUGGCUUUGUUUGGCGGGCACGGAAGACUCGAAAUGGGCACGAAAGGCCGGCGCGUUUCAAAAGGAAGGCGGCCAUGUUUUUUAAAGCCAGUGCAAGAGCAAGCGAGCCGCUCACCGACUUGCUAAUCGUGCACGUGCUCGCUCAAUCAUCUUCUCUUGGUUUGGGCGGCUCGCUCAUGUUUCCCUUUGCUAAACGGCGGCGCAUCCCUCCCUCCCUCCCUCCCUCCCUCCCUCCCUCCCUCCCUCCCUCCAUCCAUCCAACCAACACCCAUGGCCCGAGCCGAGAGCUUUUUUAGGAAGGUGCGCCGUAUCCACCGUAACGACCAGGACGGGGCCGUUUUCCCUUUAAGCACUUUGGCGGCCGCCAGUACCUGGACCACUUUGAACGUAGCCCCAAGAGACAAAAGGAGAAGGACAAAGGAAGCCCUCAAACCUCUUGCCAAGGAACCACCUUCUACCCCACUUAUGCCAGUAAUAAUGACGCUAAUCAUCACAAUAAUAAUAAUAACAACAACAACAAUAAGAGGCCUCGUCUGGUUUGCUUCUUUGCCUCCAAGAUUCAGUUCUUCCUUGACUUUGUCCCACUUGGAGCUGCUCAAUAAAUCCACCGUGUUGGACUUGGACAGGAAGUGACGGUGCUGACGCACGCGCAGCCGCUGGAUGGACGCACGCACGCGCAGCCACCGCCACCAGAGACUUUUUGUCUUUUUAUUAUAUUUUUGUUUUUGGGCGACUCAUGGAAAACAUUUCCCUUGUUUCAAUGUUUUUACCAGUCCAGCAGGACGGGCACACCGACUUAUUAGGCAUGUUUGAUCAAUGGCAUUCCAACACACACGCGCAUGCGCGCACACGCACGCACACAGUGUUUCCGCCGCAUCGCAACGAUAUGGUUUGACGAUCAAUCGAUCGGACCUUGACAAUCACCAUAAGGACCGGCGGGCCAACAUCACGCCUCUUAGCAAACAUAGAAUUCCCCCCCCCCCCACCAAUGAAUUCUGAACACAAUUAUUGACAAGUAUUGAUCACCGUAGAAGCUCCU